AUUGAUGUAUUUUAUCGCUCAAUAAUGUUGUCAAUGGACUUAUAGUGUCAAACCCUAUGUUUUUGAAUGGCUUUUAAACAUUUAUAUGUCAUUUAUUACUGUUUGUUGUCUAACAAUCAUAUGAUUUAAAUGUUAACACUAACCAUGUAUUUAAUAAUGAGAUACGGAUACAACAUUUGAUGACUUGAGUGCCAUUCAAGACAUCGGUAAAAAUGUUGAUCAAAGAGUUCCGAAUACCACUGCCAUUAUCUGUGGACGAGUACAAAGUGGCACAACUUUAUAUGAUUGCCAAAAAAAGCAAAGAAGAAACACAGGGCGCUGGAAGUGGUGUCGAAAUACUUGUUAAUGAACCAUAUGAUGAGGGACCGGGAGGUUCUGGACAAUACACUCAUAAGAUAUAUCACGUAGGGUAUCAUUUACCAGGUUGGCUCAAAGCAUUGUUACCUAAGUCUGCACUGACCGUUGAAGAAGAGGCCUGGAAUGCCUAUCCAUACACUAAAACACGUUAUACCUGCCCUUUCGUAGAGAAAUUUUUCAUUGAAAUUGAGACCAAAUAUUAUAAUGAUUGUGGAAAUCAAGAAAAUGUUUUUGAAUUAAGCAAUUCAGAAGUUAGGUCACGGGUUGUCGAUGUUAUCGAUAUUGUGAAGGAUCAGCUCUACUCAUCUGAUUAUAUUAGAGAAGAAGAUCCAAAGUUUUACGUAUCGGAGAAGACAGGACGGGGACCGUUGUCUGACAACUGGGUCGAUGAGCACUGGAAUGUACUGAAAAAUGGCAAUAAAGGCAAAAACAAGUGCAUUAUGUGUGCCUACAAACUCUGUAGGGUUGAGUUCAAGUACUGGGGAAUGCAAACCAAAAUUGAAAAAUUUAUACACGACUCAGCAUUGCGUAAGACUAUGGUUCGGGCACACAAACAGGCGUGGAGUUGGCAGGACGAGUGGGUCGACCUCACUAUGGCUGACAUUAGAAAGUUAGAGAAAGAAACACAAGAGUAUCUCAAGAACAGAAUGGCUGUCAAUAAUGAAAAUGCAAAUGAAGUCAAUGCUAUAACACAACAGAUCAAUAGUCAGACAAUUUCAGAGAGACAAGAGAUUGAUCUGAAUGUUAUAGACAAAGAUAAUGAACAAUACGAAGAAAUUAUUGCAAUGGAAGUUCCAAAAUGUAAAACAAUAACACAUCCACCGCUUACUAUCAAGCAUUCCAAAGAUCAAGAAGAUGGCAAAAGAAAAAUAUGGUCCAGAAGUAGUUCCAAAGCAGGUCUUCUACAUUCAGAUGAUUAUGAGUUACAAAUAGCUAACUUACGAAUGGAAAGUAUUGUUAGAAAUUCAGAUUCCAGUUCUGACGAUGAGUUUUAUGACGCCGAAGAAAUAUUAAAUGUCAGUCCAAUUACCAAAUGGAGUUCACUUGAAUACAUACCAUCAGAUUUGGGACCUAAAGAGCAACAAAGUAUCGAUGCCGGCGAUGAAUCUGAUAACAUAUUUUCUGAGGCAUACAUUAAACGCAUACAAUCAGAGCACUCGAAACACAAAACAGCUUUUAUGAAUAGAAAUAGUGUGGAUACGACAUCUCUGCCGAAUUCACCCACUCAUACAACUCCCUGUCCAACAGAUAUACUAAUUAUUAUAUUACACGGCGGAAGUCUUCUCGAUGCUGCAACUGAUUUGAAUUCAAACAAGACAUCGGAUAUAACGACAUUUCGGAGUUCAUUUGAAGCAGUUGUUCGACAACAUUAUCCACGACUUAAUGGCAGAAUAGCCUUUCGUUUAGUUUCGUGUCCAGCAAUUUGUUACGACGCUCUCGUAGUGUUGUCGAGUUUGAGUCCAUAUAGCUUUCAAGCGUCGCCCUCAGCUAUUGACGGCGUUUAUCAUACAUACGAUGCUAUACCUAUUGGAGCACUUCCAGUAUUUGCCAUCUCAUCGCAUGAGUACUAUGAGAAUGUUUCUAAAGUAAUAUCCACAACAAAUCAUAUCUAUAGUGAGUUUUUAAAGAGCGAAGAAGGAUUGGGUUUUUGUGGUCAGGUGUGUCUUAUUGGUGAUAGCAUUGGAUCCGUAAUAGGAUUUGAUGCUAUGUGUCGAUCAAAUUAUCUUUGCAGUCAAUAUGGUAGUGAAACCAGUAUUCCUGAUCUACCAGACACUCAAAAAAUGAGUGAUUCUCAUAACAAACCUGUACUAACUGGUCAUAAAAAUCCAUUGAUAUCUAUAAGUGAUGGAAGUGGUAAUGAAGAUGUUGAAGAAAAUCAGGAAAAAACAAGUAAAUCAAAGAUAUUAUUUCCCAAAUCAAAUGCUAUUCCAGUAAACCGAACAUAUUUUAAAUCCCACUCACAUUCCGGUGAAACAACAGUUGUUGAUGAAAGUGCAACACAUCGUCUAUUGACAGCUCCAUUACCUCGAAGAAGGAGCUCGUGUUCCAGUGACCAAAGUUGUUGUCAUCGCUUAGAAUUUGAAAUAAACGAUUUCUUUAUGUUUGGUUCCCCUCUUGGACUUGUUCUCACAUUCAGGAAAAUGCUUUCCAUCGAUGACAAGUCAUGUCCAUUACCAAAGCCUUCGUGCAGUCAUAUCUAUAAUCUGUUCCAUCCGACCGAUCCAUCAGUUUUACGAUUAGAGCCUCUGCUGAGCGCCAGAUUCUCACACAUUCCACCCGUCAAUGUUUCCCGAUAUCAGAAAUAUCCGUUAGGCGACGGACAACCCAUACAUUUACUCGAGUAUUUGCAAACAUAUUGUCAUUUAUUUGCACCGGACACCAGUCCUCAAGUAUCUCACUCUUACUCGACAAUGGGUGGCCGUCGGACCAGUGAAGCCAGUAUUUCCAGCAAUAUUUCUAUGACUUUUGAUUCCCUAACUCUACCAAAUAUUACUUCACUGACCCAAAAGUGGUGGGGAUCUAAAAGACUUGAUUACGCCUUAUAUUGUCCCGAAGGACUUAACAAUUUCCCGACACACGCUUUGCCCCAUUUAUUUCACGCCAGUUAUUGGGAAUCAAAUGAUGUCAUUUCAUUUAUUUUAAGACAAAUUUCAAGAUCCGAAUAUAUGAGCAGUAAUACGAUGGACACUGAAAAAGAUGUCCAAUGUUUUACUCCGUGUCAACCGAGAGAAAAGUGGCAAAAGAAACGAACUUCGGUGAAGCUUAAGGUGAGCCGAAACAUAACAGCCAAUCAUCGGGCAAAUGAUGUGAUUGUCAAAGAGGGCGCAACACAAGUAAUAUCUGCACGUUUUAUGUACGGUCCUCUCGAUGUGGUAGCGCUUUCAGGAGAAAAAGUGGACAUUCAUAUUAUGAAAAAUGGCCGAUCAGGCGACUGGACUUAUUUAGCUACCGAACUCACUGAUAAAUCUGGUAGACUUGCAUAUACUAUACCCGAUGAUAAGUCAUUUACACUUGGUUUAUAUCCCGUUAAGAUUGUAGUCAGGGGUGACCACACAUCCAUUGACUUUUAUAUGGCUGUCGUUCCGCCCAAAACUGAAUGCGUAGUCUUUAGUAUAGACGGAUCAUUCACUGCCAGUAUGUCUGUUACUGGAAAAGAUCCAAAAGUUAGAGCCGGAGCUGUAGAUAUCGUAAGAUAUUGGCAAGAGUUAGGUUAUCUUAUAAUUUACAUAACUGGCCGUCCAGAUAUGCAACAGCAAAAAGUCAUCUCAUGGCUCGCCCAACAUAACUUUCCUCAUGGAUUGGUCUCAUUUGCGGACCGUUUAUCAACUGAUCCUUUACGACAUAAAGCUGAACAUUUAAGACAUCUUCAAAAUGAUGCUGAGAUCGUAUUUCAAGCAGCAUAUGGUUCGAGUAAAGAUAUUUCUGUUUAUCAAUCUUUGGGACUAAAACCGGAACAAAUCAAUAUUGUGGGCAAAGUAUCUAAAAAACAGCAUUCAAUGGCAAAUAUAUUGAGUGAGGGCUAUGCUAUUCAUUUAAAUGAGCUGAUAGCUCACGGCUGCUCCCGACCCGCACAGGGCAACGCUCGUAUGGUUCUUCCUAGAGGUGGCUUCGGCGGUGUCCGACACCGACGGUCGACUAAAGCCAAGCGCACUAUUUCUUACCCAUUGACAGCACAAGUGUCAGUGCCGUCUAUACCGCCACUCAAUGCUAUACCAAAUACUGCUCCGACAACAAGUAAUUUUGAAUCCGUUUCGUACGGAUUUUUUAACACCAAAUUUACUAAACAAAACAAAUAAUUUUACAUCACUUAUAAUAAUAUCUCAAACAAUAAUAUACCCAAUAAUACAAUAUAUAUUAUAUGAAAAAUAAUUGAAACCAAAUACCGUAGAAACCAAAUUUUGGCAAUUUUUAUCAUUGUUCAUAAUACUACUUAAUUUGAUUUUUGAAAAUUAAUAAUUGAUAG
This is a messenger RNA of Oppia nitens, 4321 nucleotides long. It is a transcript of the gene rdgB, whose product is annotated as protein retinal degeneration B-like. Bases 213 to 4154 code for a protein of 1313 amino acids. Gene Ontology annotation, cellular component: cytoplasm. NCBI's taxonomy places the organism in Eukaryota, Metazoa, Arthropoda, Arachnida, Sarcoptiformes, Oppiidae. The transcript has 18 exons. Gene Ontology annotation, biological process: phospholipid transport. The record is from RefSeq and is a predicted model, not a curated record. Gene Ontology annotation, molecular function: metal ion binding; phosphatidylinositol transfer activity; phosphatidylcholine intramembrane carrier activity.